AACAUAACACAGGUGUACCAUGAGAGGGUUAACACCCACGCCUCCAGCUGUGAGUUUGACUACGGUCGCCACGGGGUUAAAGAUAUCUCCAAAGAGCUCCAGGGACUCCAGGAGCACCCGGCUGUCAGGCUACGCUUCACCAAGUGUUUCAGGUGGAAUUCUAGAUAUUCAAUUACAAAGCAUUGUUGAAAAUUCAGAAAAACAUUAUUUUUUUAGAGUUGAGUUUCCCCCUUAGUCUGCUUUGUGCUGUUGGAAAAGCGCUAUAAAAACCAAUCCGUCAAUGAAUCAAUUGUUCCUCUGUUUCAGUUUCGCCAGCGCCCGUGCAGAGGCGGCAUACCUCACCCAGCGAGCACGCUUCUUCGGAGACAACGAGGGUCUGGACGAUUACAUGGAAGCGCGGGAGGGGAUGCACCUAAAGAACGUUGAUUUCCGGGAGCAUAUCCUAGCCUUCCCGGACCCCACCCGGCAACCGUGGUAUUCCCGACCCCGGGUCUUCUGGCUAGCCUCAGCGUUCCUCCUCUCCUGGCCGCUCCGGGUCGUGUCUGAGUACCGCACGGCGUACGUACACUACCACGUGGAGAAACUGUUCGGAGAGGAGACGAUCCGUGAGGACGGAGGAGGGGAUGGAGUGACGGAGAACGGAGGAACGACGGGAGCAGAGAGGAGUGUCAACGGAGGGUCGAGCUACAGAGCCAUAUCGCGGGUGAACACCGUGGACAUGACGGAGCUGGAGUGGCAUAUUCGCUGUAAUCAGCAAAUGGUUCCUUCAUAUUCCGAAGCUCUUCUCAUGGACUUGGAGAGAGAGAGUAAUGGAGGAGGAACUAACACCACCACCUCCUCCACACCCGGAGCUCCAGGCUCAGACCCCAUCCAGGGGGGCAUCCCAGCCGGUAUGGCCCACCCAGUGGCCUUCUCCACGGCUUACCUCCUCCAGAGCUGCCCCCGGUGCCGGAGAACCACCUCCAGCUCCAGCCUACCGUCCAGGCUAAGGGCCCCGACGGGGAAUCAAGCUCUGCUGAAUGGCACCGUGGCUGGGAUGAGGGCGAACGGCGUAGGGAGUGGUGGGGGAGGGCAGGGGGGAGGAGGGGGGAGGAGGAGGAGGAGGGGGGAGGUUAGUGUUGAGUCGUAGUGGGUUCUCUCUAGGGAGACUAGGGGGAACACGGCCGAGACCGGCGAGUCUGUUUCACUCUCGUAGUAUGGGGGGAGGACUGGGAGGAGGACGGGGGGAAGAUGGGGGAGGAGGAGGGUUUCUGGGGAUAGGGUCCCGGCAGGGUCAGGAUGAUGAGGAGAGUAGAGGAGUGCUGGAAGGAGAGGGGGAUGAAGGAGAAGAGGAGGAGGAGGAGGAGGAGGGAGAGAGGGAUGAGGAAGCAGAGCAGGAGGGAGGAGGAGAGGUGGAUGAGGGGAUGAGGCAGGGAGAGAGGGAUAGACCUCCGUCUUAUCACGAUGCCUUUUUCUUCCCGGUGUUGAUCGUACACGGAGAGGAGAGCUGCCACGGUGGAGAUGACGUGAUGGACACAAUAGUAAACUAA
Molecule: messenger RNA, 1529 nt
Organism: Coregonus sp. 'balchen'
Lineage: Eukaryota; Metazoa; Chordata; Actinopteri; Salmoniformes; Salmonidae
Source: the annotation of a GenBank genome assembly